GAAAACCUUGAAAGAAUAGGUGUGUCCAAACUUUUCACUUGUACUGUAUGUUGCAUGUUAUGUCUUGAAUCUUGAUCUCAGUUGUUCCUUCCUGUCAUGACAAGAACCUUGAAGAAAUCGAAUGCUCGGGCAGGGCUUCUACUUCUCUGACCGUUAUUGUGUUGAAUGAUACUGUGUAUCAAUCCAUACUGUGUUAGCUGCAAAGACGGUGGUGUGCUCCAUACUACAUUGUAACAGUUUAUACAUUCACACUGGUGAUGUCUGGUCCACAGGUGGUUCUUGUCACUGGCUCCACACGUGGCCUGGGGUUAGCCAUAGUGCAGGCGUUGUGCCAGGGCUUUAAAGGGGAUGUGUAUCUGAGUGCCCGGGACGUCCCGAGGGGGGCCAUGGUUGUCGAGGAUCUGCAGAGGGAGGGACUCAAGCCCAGACUCCUCCAGCUGGACAUCACAGACCCGGUCAGCAUCCAGGCGGCCCGGCAGCAUUUCAUGAAGGAGUAUGGGGGUCUGGAUGUGCUGAUCAACAACGCAGGCAUCGCCCCAAAACGAGGUGACCCUGCAUCCUUUGGCAGCCAAGCAGAGCGCAUUCUCCAAACCAACUUCUUCGCCACCAGAGACAUGUGCAAUGAAUUUCUCCCUCUCCUGAAGAAAGAUGGGAGGAUAGUGAAUGUUGCCAGCAUCGUGGGCUAUAUCACCCUCUAUAUGUGUUCUCCGGACCUCCAGGCCAGGCUCUGCAGUGAUGACAUCACAGAGGAGGAGCUAGUGGCUCUGAUGAAGCGCUUUGUUGCCGAGGCCAAAGCUGGAGACCACAUCAACAAGGGCUGGCCAAAUUCAGUCUAUGGGGUGUCCAAAAUAGGCCUGAUGGCCCUUACCCGGAUCCAGGCCCGCAGGCUAAGAAGAGAGAUGCCCCAGAGAGGGAUUCUGAUAAACUCCUGCUGCCCGGGCUGGGUGAAGUCUGACAUGACCUAUCCCAAUGGGACCAAGACGCCUGCGGAGGGGGCUGACACACCUGUGUACCUGGCGCUGUUGCCUCCAGCAACACUAGAGCCCCAGGGGGAGUUUGUAGUGGAUAGACAGGUACAGGUUUGGGCGGGGUCACCAACAGGUGCAACAAUUGAUGAGGGACCCUAACUCAGGACCCUUUCAUCUGCUGCUAUAAUAUAUACAAGUAACUGCCAAAAUAAAGGAAACAGCAACAUAAAGUGUCUUAAUAGGAUGUAGGCCUAGGGUGAGUCAGAACAGCUUCAAUGCACCUUGGCAUAGAUUCUACAAGUGUCUGGAACUAUAUCGGAGGUGUGCGACACCAUUCUUCCUCGAGAAAUUCCAUUAUUUUGUGCUUUGUUGAAGGUGAUGGAAAACGCUCUCAGGCGCCACUCCAGAAUCUCCCAUAAGUGUUCAAUUGGGUUGAGAUCUGGUGACUGAGAUGGCAAAUGGUUUACAUCGUUUUCACACUCAUCAAACCAUUAAGUGACCACUCCUGCCCGCAAGUCCACCCAAUCAGAUUGAGCAAAAAAUUAUUCUAAUAUUUUCCAAAUGGGACAUUAUUUUUAUUUUUACCUAAGAACAGUACUUGACCUGGGCAGGAGUUCACCGGAAAUGAGUACCCGGCACCUCAAAUGUUCUUCUGCUUGAGUUCCUUCACCUCCUAUAGAAUAUUAGCACAAAAUUAUUUGAGUUCACUUAAAUAUAAAUAGUACCGGCACCCAAAAUGACUACCGGCACCCAAAAUGACUACCGGCACCCAAAAUGACUACCGGCACCCAAAAUGACUACCGGCACCCAAAAUGACUACCGGCACCCAAAAUGACUACCGGCACCCAAAAUGACUACCGGCACCCAAAAUGACUACCGGCACCCAAAAUGACUACCGGCACAUAUUUCAGUCCAAGUCUAGCACUGGUCUAAACAUGCAUACACCAUCAGAUAGAAUUCAUAGCAAGCAGUAGGGAGGGGGUGGGACAUCGAAAGGGAUAUUUAUAUUAAUAAUAAUACAUUUUAUUUGGCAGAUGCUUUUCAGGACACUCAAUGACAUCUUACAUAAAAUCGAGUGCUGUACUAAAAUCUAUUUUAAUUUAGGCCUAUAUAAUGAAUUUGAAUUAUUAUUGAUUAUUUACUGUUAAACUAAUUUAAAAAAAACUAACAAUCAGCUUAUUAAUUUCUAAAUAAAGGGUGGGUUCUGGCUUGUGUCACUUCAUACUGAUACCAUGUGCUGUAAACCGUAGCUAUUGCUGUGUUGGCUAGGCUACACUGUGUAGGCUACUCACUGUUAGCUAGCUAAGACUCACUAGUCAACUUAGCUAGCAAAAACAAGUAAAAUGGCCAAACAAAGCUCAGUGUACAUUUUUUAAAAGAGACCGUGCAUAGAAGAGGAUGUUGGAGAAUUUGCCAAGUUAUUUGAUAUCAGUGAUUUUGCCAUGAAGGCCGGCCAGUCCCCCUGUAUCAAUCACUGAUUGCAUUGGUCUAAUCAAGGGCCUUAAAGAGAUUUUCAGUACAUUCAGAGACAACGAUCAGCACUACAACAAUGUUUUCAUUCAACACUUUCAGAAAUCAUGCUCUUAACCACUAGACUAUAUCAGGGCAUCAUGUUCUAGUCUAAUAGGUCUAUGGUUUAUUAUGUGCCAUCAACAGAUUUCUGCCUACGCCACUGGAUGGAGGCAUUGUCAUCCUAUAGCCAAAAUAAUGGCCUGGACAGCAUUUUAUACAUGACCCUAAGCAUGAUAGAAUGUUCAUUGCUUGAUUAACUGAGAAGCCACACCUGAGUGGAAGUGCUUUCAAUAUACUUUGUAGGCCUUCCCUCAUCAACUCGUGUUUCCAUUAUUUUGGCGGUUAUAUAUAUAUAUAUAUAUAUAUAUAUAUAUAUAUAUAUAUAUAUAUAUAUAUAUACACAUGUGUGUGUGAAUUAACCAUAAUGUAUUGGUGUAUAAUAACCAUUUAAUAAGCACAUCAGUAAAGAGCAAUUUAAAAAACAUUGUAAUUUGUCUUUUAUUUGCAGUUUAUCUACUGCACUGUGAAGUGUUUGCAGAGCCAGAGGAUAUGGUUGAUGUCCACUGAAUAGUUAAACACGUCACUUCAUUGUCUCAAAAAUGACUGUAAAAAUGUAAUGAAAACGAGCCAGGGGAUAGGUUGAUGUGCACGGAAUAGUUAAACACGUUACUUAAUUGUCUCUGUAAACAUGUAAUGAAAACGAUUGGCUGAUAAAAAGUAAACAUAUUAAACAUGCA
Oncorhynchus kisutch (coho salmon) is the source of this 3217-nucleotide messenger RNA. RefSeq names its product carbonyl reductase [NADPH] 1. NCBI's taxonomy places the organism in Eukaryota, Metazoa, Chordata, Actinopteri, Salmoniformes, Salmonidae. Gene Ontology annotation, molecular function: carbonyl reductase (NADPH) activity. The transcript has 5 exons. The record is from RefSeq and is a predicted model, not a curated record. Bases 258 to 1127 code for a protein of 289 amino acids.